AUGUCUUCUCCAUCACCGGUCCUCAAUUUCGCCAUCCGCGGCUUUCAGAUUGUUUUCGCGGCUGUCGUCCUUGGACUGUCCGUCGGCAUGAUCAAGGGCCAAGGACCGUUUCUUAGCUCACCAAUAUCACUUCGCUACACCGCAUUCGUUGGCGGCGUCUCUUUCCUGACAGGGUUCGUCGGUAUCGCUGCGGAGUGGGUCUCUGUCUUGCAAGGCAUGGUCGGGCUGAUUAUUGACGGCCUGAUCAUACUGCUGAACAUUGCUGGUGGUGUGCUACUAGCUAUCCAGAUCGGCGUCCCCAAAUGCAGUGACACAAGCCCCGAGAAUCGCAGGGAGUUGUUCAAGAACCAUCUUUUCAAUGGUGGCUGCUACGGCAAAGAGGAUGGCGAGGAGCAGUGCUGGAACGGUGGAGAUCGUCUGGACCACUUGAAUGAGAGGUGCAAAGAGGCGCAGGCUGAUACCGUAUUCUUGUGGUUCACUGCUGCGGUCUUGCUUGUUGCGGUGACGAUGACUUUCUUGCGCACGAAGAGAGGCUACUAA
Didymosphaeria variabile is the source of this 540-nucleotide messenger RNA. RefSeq lists its product as uncharacterized. The transcript has 2 exons. Gene Ontology annotation, cellular component: eisosome; plasma membrane. Gene Ontology annotation, biological process: eisosome assembly; protein localization to plasma membrane. NCBI's taxonomy places the organism in Eukaryota, Fungi, Ascomycota, Dothideomycetes, Pleosporales, Didymosphaeriaceae. Bases 1 to 540 code for a protein of 179 amino acids. The record is from RefSeq and is a predicted model, not a curated record.